Molecule: messenger RNA, 942 nt
Organism: Lasiosphaeria miniovina
Lineage: Eukaryota; Fungi; Ascomycota; Sordariomycetes; Sordariales; Lasiosphaeriaceae
Exons: 2
Coding region: 1-942 (313 amino acids)
Source: RefSeq, a predicted model, not a curated record
AUGGCGUCCACCGGGUUUGCGCCCGCUCUUCCCCAGAUCCUCGACGUGGACGAGCGGUCACGGCUUCUGCCCGAUCUCGACGAUGUCCUGAGCUCUGUUGGCGACGAUGGCACCGUGGCCGGCGACGACGACGAGUCCCGGCGCUCACAAGCAAGCCCCUGCCCGGCCAUUUCGUGCUCCAGCCAGCUGACUGGCCCGACCAAGGUCUUCCAAGUACCGCUCAGCGGCGACAACAAAUCGGUGCUCGAGUCGUGGACCAUCACAUACCACGCGCGGACGAAAAAGGUGUCUGCCUGGUACCACUGGCUGGGCAUCUGCUGGUGGCGGCGGACCGAGGCCGAGGACUCGCACGUGCUGUCGGUGGUGCCGAACGCGCACUUCUCGCAGGCGGAGCUAGGCGUAGUGUGCGCCAACGACCAAGCGCAGUACGCAGCGUCGUGCAGGAAGAAGUCGGCGACGGCGGGGCACGGGGCGGACCUGGAGCGGCGGCUGCGCAAGCUGGACUGGAAGGUGCAGGACGAGAUCUACGACCUGCUCAACGACCGGGUGCAGAGCAGCAGCAACGCGUUCCGCCGGCGCGACUGGAAGGUGGUGGUCCUGGUCGAGGUGCCCGGCGGCGAGAUGACCGACGCGGCGGCACAGGCGCUGAUGGCGCCGGGGAGAACGCACAAGUCACAGCUGAGGAGGAAGCGGCUGCUCCGGCCGCUGCUGUCGAGAAAGAAGCGACCCAGCAUGCCCAUCACCGAGUAUCGCCUGAUCUUGCGCGGGACCGAGACUAAGGCUAACGACGAGGGCUGGGGGUCGCACAACCGAUACAGCCGCCCGUGGAGAGCUGUCGACGAGAAGGAACUGGCCGACAAGAGGCUGUCCAAGGAAACACAAGGGAACGAAAACAGGUGGUCAAAGGAGACACAUGUUGGCGACAAGUACGUCGACUUUUGA